AUGAUGCAAGAAUACAAAUUAGUUGUUGUUGGAGGUGGUGGUGUUGGUAAGAGUGCCUUAACCAUUCAAUUGAUUCAAUCACACUUCGUUGAUGAAUAUGAUCCUACCAUUGAAGAUUCUUAUAGGAAACCAUGUACUAUUGAUAAUGAACAAGUUUUAUUAGAUAUUUUAGAUACCGCCGGACAAGAAGAAUAUAGUGCCAUGAGAGAGCAAUACAUGAGAACUGGUGAAGGAUUUUUAUUGGUUUACUCAAUUGACUCCAGAAGUUCAUUGGAUGAAUUAGCUAGUUUUUACGAACAAAUUCAAAGAGUCAAAGAAAGUGAUAAUGUACCAAUCUUAAUCGUCGGUAAUAAAUGUGAUUUAGAAAAUGAAAGACAAGUUAGUUAUGAAGAAGGUAAACAAUUGGCUGAAAGCUUCAAUUGUAAGUUUUUUGAAACAUCUGCUAAACAAAGAAUUAAUGUUGAAGAAUCAUUUUAUGAAUUAGUUAGAAAUGUUAGAGAUAAAAAUAAACCACCUAAAGCUGAUAAAUCCGAUGCCAGUGGAAUUAAUGAUGCCAAUGACGAAGUAAAUGAACCAAAAAGUGAAACCCAAAAAAAUUCUAAUCCCGCAAGAUCAAAACAACAAGUUUCAUCUGGUAAUGAAUCAAAGGAAAAAAGUGGUUGUUGUGUAAUUGUUUAG
This is a messenger RNA of Yamadazyma jaroonii, 678 nucleotides long. The record is from the annotation of a GenBank genome assembly. Lineage: Eukaryota; Fungi; Ascomycota; Pichiomycetes; Serinales; Debaryomycetaceae.